GUUGAAAACAUAGACCAGAUGGAGUUACUUGUCUAGUGAAUUCUUUAAAAGUUUUGAGGUUAUAGCAAUUUUCUACAAGGACAACAUUAUCGUGAUAUAGCGUUGUUUAACCAGAAAAUCGUCCUUUCAUUUGGACGAAAGAUAGACUAUUAAAUUAAUUAUGUGAGCAAUUAAAGCUCACUGACUAAUUCUAUGUCGAUGAUAUGUCGGCUUCAAACAAUAUUAAAAUAAUGCAAGCAUACAGAUUGGCCUAUCUGGCCGUCUGACAAAUAUGAAUUUAUGGAAUAAUUUUAUAACUUUAAUAAUCGAUCAUGGUCAAGGAAAAACCAAAUUCAAUCCGUAUUUACGAUUCAGAAGGUUAUAGACGUAGAGCUGCAUGUAUCUGCGUUAAAAAUGAUCUUGAAGAUGAGGUACUUUUGGUUACAUCCAGUCGUAGACCUGAUAGUUGGAUAGUACCUGGUGGAGGUGUUGAACCGGAGGAAGAACCUGCAGUAACAGCAUUGCGAGAAGUUCGAGAAGAGGCUGGUGUUUUAGGACAAUUAGGCAGAUGUCUUGGUAUAUUUGAGAAUGUGGAACACAAACAUAGAACACAAGUAUGGGUUAUGAGAGUAACCGAAGAAUUGCCAGAAUGGGAAGAUUCACGCACUAUUGGUCGAAAACGAAAAUGGUUCUCUAUUCCAGAAGCCUUGCUUCAGCUUGCUCAGCACAAGCCCGUCCAACGUUCUUAUAUACACAGCCUCCACAAUACUAAUCCUCGACAUAAUCCUAAUAUUUCACCAUCUCACCAUUCACAUACCACUGUAACAUCUAUUCAAUUAAUGAAUAAUUCUAGUAACAAUCCUCAUUUAAACAAACAUAGCUAAUAUUAAAUACCAUCCAUUUGCGUGAACAAUUGCUAUUGUGUUAGAUAUUUGUUACUGCUCCUUUUCUUUCAUAUAGUUAUAACAAUUAAAAAAGUUAUAUUUUAUAUUUAAAAUGUA
Messenger RNA from Apis mellifera (honey bee), 980 nucleotides. It is a transcript of the gene Aps, whose product is annotated as diphosphoinositol polyphosphate phosphohydrolase 1. Bases 312 to 863 code for a protein of 183 amino acids. Gene Ontology annotation, biological process: adenosine 5'-(hexahydrogen pentaphosphate) catabolic process; diadenosine pentaphosphate catabolic process; diadenosine hexaphosphate catabolic process. Gene Ontology annotation, cellular component: cytoplasm; nucleus. Lineage: Eukaryota; Metazoa; Arthropoda; Insecta; Hymenoptera; Apidae. The transcript has 3 exons. Gene Ontology annotation, molecular function: endopolyphosphatase activity; bis(5'-adenosyl)-pentaphosphatase activity; bis(5'-adenosyl)-hexaphosphatase activity. The record is from RefSeq and is a predicted model, not a curated record.